GAGGGGCGGGCGCAGGGCGGCGGCGGCGGCCCGGGAUCGGGAUCGGGAUCGGCCCCGGGAUCGGGAUCGGCCCCGGGAUGGCGAUGGCGGGGCCGGGGCUGGAGCGGUACCGGCUGGCGCUGCUGGCGGCGCGGGAGGACGUGGGGAACCCCCGGGCUGGGACCGACUGGGCCGUCUUCGGCUAUGAGAAGCACCACGACCUCAAGCUGCUGGAUUCCGGAGCCGGGGGGCCGGAUGAGCUCGCUGGAAAGUUCUCUGCGGGCAGCGUCAUGUACGGGCUGUGCCGGGUCCGCGAUCCCGGCUCGGGCAGCCCCAGGAUCGUCCUGAUCAGCUGGGUGGGGGAAAAGGUGCCGGAACCGCAGCGGGCGGCGUGUGCCGGGCACCUGCCGGCCAUCCGGAGCUUCUUCAGGGAGGCCACGGCCGUGAUCAGCGCCCGCCGCGCCGAGGAGGGGACGCUGGAGGGGCUGCGCCGGGUGCUGGCCCAGCUGCAGCCCCCCGCCCCCCGGCCCCCCAGGAGGACCCCCCAGGACACCCCCGAGCUGGUGGGAACCAACUACCGCAAAACCAACCCGGCGCUGGAGCUGCAGCGCACCCAGCGCGAUUCCUUCUGGGAGCAGGCUGAGCGCGAGGAGCAGCAGCGGAAGGAGCAGGAGCGGCAGCGGGAGCGGGAGCAGCGGCGGCGCUGGGAGCGGGAGCGCAUGGAGGAGGAGCGGCUGCAGGCGGCGGAGCGGGAGCGGCGGCUGCAGGAGCGGGAGCGGCUCAUCGAGGAGCGGCGGCAGGAGCAGGCGCGGCUGGACGCGGAGGAGCGCAGGAAGGAGCAGGAGCGAUGGGAGCAGCAGCAGCGGGAGCAGGAGGCGGCCGAGCGGGAGCGCGGGGCUCGCACCGGGCUCAGCGGGACGGCGGCCGAAGCCGCCAUCCUGGUCUCCCAGCGCGCCCAGAACCCCCGGGAAUUCUUCCGGCAGCGGGAGCGCUCGGGCUCCACGUCCGCGUCCCCCGUGCCCGGCAGCGCCCCCGGUGCCCGCCGGCCCUUCCUGCGGUACCAGCGCAGCCUGACGGAGUCCGCCUUCAUCUUCCGCCGGCCGGAGCCGCUCCAGAGCCCCCCGCCCGGCGCCCCCAGGGGGGCACCGCCCCCCAGCCCCCGCCGGCCGCCGCCGCCGCUGCCCCCCGGCCCCGCGGGGACAGGGACCCCCCGGAGUGCCACCAGCGGGACCCCCGCCAGCCCCACGGGGAGGGACACCCCUCCCUCUGCCUCGCUGGGGACGCCCCCCAGCCCAGCCCGAGCGGGGUCCCCCCAUGCCACCAGCCCUGCGGGGACAGGGACCCCAGAAUGUGGCACCCUGGGGACCCCCCCCAGCCCAGCCCGAGCAGGGUCCCCCCUUGCCACCAGCCCUGCGGGGACAGGGACCCCAGAAUGUGGCACCCUGGGGAACCCCCCCAGCCCUGCGGGGACAGGGACCCCCCAAAGUGCCACCACCGGGACUCUCCACACCCCCCUGGGGACAGGGACCCCUCCCUCUGCCCCCCCCGGGAGCCCCCCCAGAAUAGGCUUCGCGCUGCUGCUGGCCCGGGACGCCCCCCACCCACCGCUUUUGGGGGGCCCCAGCCCCCCCACCGAGGACGAGGACCUCUCCCCCCACGCCGUGUAG
Molecule: messenger RNA, 1646 nt
Organism: Passer montanus (Eurasian tree sparrow)
Lineage: Eukaryota; Metazoa; Chordata; Aves; Passeriformes; Passeridae
Product: drebrin-like
Exons: 12
Coding region: 78-1646 (522 amino acids)
Biological process (GO): positive regulation of axon extension; positive regulation of dendritic spine morphogenesis; regulation of actin filament polymerization
Cellular component (GO): site of polarized growth; dendrite; postsynaptic membrane
Molecular function (GO): actin filament binding
Source: RefSeq, a predicted model, not a curated record